GUCGUUGGCAUGGAUGUCAGAGUCGCACUCCAACUUCUCCACGACAGGAUUGUUGUGGCUCUUCGUCUUUGAAUUUGUUGAACAAUAUUACUGUGUUAAAGAACUUGGCACACGGAGAAUUGACAAUGGAAAGCCAAGGAAAUUGUCUGUUACUGUCGGGUCUGUGCACCGACGUCACGGACAUCCCCGGUGCGCCCACGAGGCGAAAAACUGCAACGGUGGCCCGCGUGCAGCUGAGCCCCAACGAAGAGCUGCAACUGGCCCGCGAGGAGCUGACCCGGCGGCGGAAGCUACGUCUGCAACAGGUGCGUGAGCAGCAGCGCUACCUGGCGGUGUGUGUGCGUGAGCAGGUGUGUCGUCGGCGGCGACAGCAGGAAGGAGAUCUGCAGCGUGAGCUUCGACAGCAGUGGACACACACACACCAGCAGCAGCAGGACACACUCACACGACAGCUCACACACACACUCCACCACCUGGGCCACGCGCACGCCCGCGCCAAGGACCACGAGCUGGACUGGGCGGGGCUUGGCCAGAAGAGGGAGGAGCAGAAGGAGAGAGCUGUGCAGAGACACGCCCACGCCCUCAAGCAGCUGAAGAUACACACACACACACAGGAGCAACAGCGGACACGGCACAUUCGAGCAAGGCAGAGAGCUCUGGAUGUGGAGAAGGAGAGAGCUGCAACAGUAGCUCACCUGCCCCCUCCCCCAGCAGACCCUAUAGAGUGUGUGUUGGAGAGUGUGCAGCAGCCUCAGAAGAAGUCGGUUGGGGUGGAGCAGCAGUUCUCGUCCUCUCAGCAUCACCUGCCUGGGACCACCGUGGAGACACACACACUGCAGGCUGAUGCAAAGGCAGCAGCAGAGGAGGAAGCCAGGCGAUUGGAGGAGCUGCAUCAGGAAGUGACUCGUGAUAGGGUGGAGCAGUUGGAGAAGGCGCGGCUUAGAGGGGAACAUGCCCUCAAGAAGGAACAUAUGACCCAGGAGCGGCAGCGCAUGCUGAAUGAUUUGGAGCGAAUGCAGGCAGCUGAUUUGUUGAGAAGGAGGCAGGCCUUGCAUCAAGCUCCGCCCAGCAGGAGCACACACACUCUGCCCUCACACACACUCACACACACACACGGCCUGGCAGACGAACGGCAGAGGAUGUUGGAGCACGCUUUCCAGGAGCUGUACACCGACGAGAAAAGGGUCAAAGGUGACUUGGUGCUGCAGUUGGUGCCAGAGCCGCUUCCUGCCCCCUCUACCAGUAGCCAUGGCAACGACCUGGACUUGACCCUUGAGUCUGAGGUCACUCCUGUGGAGGAAGAGCAGGAGCCGCCCGCAGAGCUGCCCAGCCAACCACACGGUCUACGGAGGCUGUUGGAGAGGAUCAGGUUCCAGAGGGAACACUGGAACACUCGUUCAGUCUCUACAGCAUCUCCUUUGGGUCCGCUAGCCGCUCCCAUGGCAACGCAGCACAGCCAUGAUGCUGCUCCCAUGGCAACGCAGCACAGAGAUGGAACUGUUCCCAUGGCAACACAGCACAGAGAUGGAGAUAUUGCUGUGACAACACAGCACAGUGAAGAUGAUGUCGGCCUAAAUGGAAUGAGCAUCGAGACGGGAUCUCUGACUGGGCUAAGGGAGGAGGAGCCUGUCUUGCCAGAGGAACAGGAACAGAAGUGGAGUCUGGAGCCCCGCCCACAGGAAGAAGAGGAGACACGGCAUCAGCAGGAGAGCACUGCCCAGGCGUACACAGUUGAAGACUCUAAUGUGCAGCGCAUUCAACAGUACCAGCAGCACCUACUGGAACAAAGCAGGCGGCACAAGCAGUGUGUGGAGGAGGCUCGUCGGCGUCUUGAGGAGUACCAGCGCACUCUGACGCUCCGCCAUCACACAGUUACUAUGACGACCACGCCUGCCGCUGGCCGCAUUCUGCCAGCCUCCACCUCUACAUUGCAGGCCUCUACAGUUCCCACGGCAACGUCACCAUCUCCAGCUGUUCCCAUGGCAACGUCACCACCUCCAGCUGUUCCCAUGGCAGCCACAUCCUCCCAUGACACGCACCCUGCACACACACUCACACACAUGCAUGCAGACACACACACACUCACACACAUGCAUGCAGACACACACACCACACACUCAUGGGAGGACACACACACCACACACUCAUGGGAGGACACACACAGCAGUCAGUUUGUCACACACACACCUAGAGUGGACGCCUCCCCAUCCUGCCACACCCCUGCUCUCCCUCAGGUCCUCUCUGGCCACACCCCUGCUCUCCCUCAGGUCCUCUCUGGCCCUGCCCACAUGGAGGGGGAGGAGUCUGUGGAGGACAUUGCUCUGCCGCAUCCUGCUCUGGUGCUACAGGAGUGUGACCCGGUCCAAGCAGAACGUUUGAGCCUGAUGUCCGCGUUGCUCAGAGCCAUCCAGGAUUCCACUCAGUCAGCCAAUCAGAACGCCUGGUCCUCUCAGCUGACCAAUCCCAGCGCCUCCUCUCCUCAACCAACCAGUUACAGCACACUCUCUACACAACUAGCCAACCACAGCUCUCAGAAUGCCCCCUCAGUCCCGCCUCUGACCACUGUGGUAGCUCCCCAUAGUUCAGCGCUACAUGAUUGGCACCAGCUGAGCGCCAUACUAGAGGUGGACACACCUCUCAACUCUACAGUGCCUGAGCAGUCCAUGUUUGAUGUGGAGGAGUCCAGCAGUGUGUCCCUUCCAUGGCACUCAUACUCACACACACACACAGAGGAGAGCAGCAGCCCAGGCAUGCGCACACAUGCAAACACGGGGACACACACGGACACACACACUCACACGGACACACACGCUCACACGGACACACACACACACGCUCACACGGACACACACACACACUCUGGCCGAACCAGCCGCUUGUCCUGGAGGGACACUCUCCGGCCCCAUACAGCUCCGGUCUACACAGGUGUUGCUGCUGGUUCCACCCCGACGCCUGAGACUGAGUUUCCAUCUCCUGUAGAUCCUGGAAGCUUCACCUCCACCAUCUCCACUGGUAGCUACUGCACCAGCUCUGCAGCCACAGAGUCCUCCCUCAGUGCUGAGGCUGGGCCGGGGGUGGUCAGCAGUAUUGGCAUGGCGACGGAACACUGGUUGCCUAGCAGCAGGGCCGAGGACAUCAUCCAGCGCCACCAACUGGAACUCCUCACAUUACUGAACCCACCAGAGAACAGCACAGGGUCAUCUUGGGCUCAUGUGCUUCAGAAUGAACCUGACGUUCAGGAGCUGGCAGCUCCAGAUGACACCUGUAGCUCAGUUGCAGCGGAUUCCAUCUUACAGUCUUCAGUUAGCUUCCUGCCGCUGCAGCCAGAGACCGACUCCUCUCCCUCAUCAUACGGCUCAACACACACACGCACAGCCCAGCAGUGGGAUGACUCUUUGAGCCGUGUUGUUGGCCAGUUGUCAUGCCUUACCACCAGCAGCACCCAAUCAGAUCUCAGCCUCCCACAACACGCCUCCAGCAACAACCAAUCAGAUCUCAGCCUCUCACAACACGCCUCCAGCAACAACCAAUCAGAUCUCAGCCUCCCACAACACGCCUCCAGCAACAACCAAUCAGAUAUCAGCCUCCCACAACACGCCUCCAGCAACAACCAAUCAGAUCUCAGCCAGCUGAUUGGCCCACUGUCCAGCCAAUCAUCUCCGUCUGCCUGUGGAAGGGAGCUUGAUGGGCGGGGCUCCGUUGACCAAGCCCCUCGUCUGAUUGGUCAGACUCCCGGGCAGGAGGCUGCUCAUUGGUCAGCAGAGACGUGGGACUCUGCAAGCCAGCUGAUUGGUCAGAGCCACAGCCUCCACACUGGACCAGCAGCUGACCUGCAGCUGACCUCAGACUCUUUCCAUCCUCUGGAGGCGGAGUUAACUCUUGGCCAUGUGAGUGCUGAUGCGGACGAUGACCCGUCUGUUCUGAGAGGAGACUCCUCCCACCUAUCCCAGCAGGCUGUGCAGCAGUCGCUCUUCCAGACCUCCCUCGACCCCCUACAGCUGUCCUUCUCUGGUCUCCAUGACAACCCCCUACAGCUGUCCUUCUCUGGUCUCCAUGACAACCCCCUACAGCUGUCCAUCUCUGGUCUCCAUGACAACCUGAGUCCUCCAGUAAAACUUGCGCUCCCUGCCAGCCCCGCCCACAGACAACUCAGCCAACCAGAGGAGAGAACAGCGACCACGCCCCUCUGGGACCGUAUACUGGAUCUGGACUGUGGGCGGGGUAUCUUGGAAGAGUCCAUGCUCUCAUUGGUCAGUGUGAGUGAUGUCACACUGAGCAGUUUCCACGGGGAUGAGAUCAAUGAAGGAAGAGAGACGCCCGGAAACGGCUCUCCAACACACACCCCGCACACCCUGCACACACACACAGCACACACACACACCCCGCACACACACACAGCACACACACACACCCCUCACACACUGGAAUCCUCAGGAGAAGACACAGACACACACAUCUCUCACACACACACACAGGAGGAAGAAAACCACAUACACAAACAGAGUGGAGGAGAAAACAACAUUAGAGCACAGGUUCUGUCGUCAAACCCAGAGAACAAGGAGAGUCCGGAACUUUCACUUCAAGCAGCAGGUGAGGGUGUACUGAAGCGUGUGGGAGAGGUGAAGAUCAGCCCUGAACACACACACACGCUCCAGCAGACAAACAGGUUGUGGAACCAGCUGGAGGAAGUGAGGCACAGGAAGGAGAUGCACCGUCGCCAGGCAACCAGUGCUGUCAACCGUCAACGAGCACGAGAGUUCCAGCAGAAGACUCUGCAGAAGCUGCGCUCCAGGCCCACACACUCAGCUGAGCACUGACCCCAACACACACACACACACACACACACACACACACACACACACACACACACACACACACACACACACUCAGCUGAGCACUGACCCCAACACACACACACACACACACACACACACACACACACACACACACACACACACACUCAGCUGAGCACUGACCCCAACACACACACACACACACACACACACACACACACACACACACACACACACACACACACACACUCACACUCAGCUGAGCACUGACCCCAACACACACACACACACACACACACACACACACACACCUGUUUUAACAUGAUUUUAUACAUUAAAGUUUUAUUCAAAUGUU
Messenger RNA from Sardina pilchardus (European sardine), 5148 nucleotides. RefSeq names its product centrosomal protein 295 (gene cep295). The record is from RefSeq and is a predicted model, not a curated record. The coding region runs from base 126 to 4817 and encodes 1563 amino acids. Lineage: Eukaryota; Metazoa; Chordata; Actinopteri; Clupeiformes; Clupeidae. Gene Ontology annotation, molecular function: microtubule binding. The transcript has 31 exons.